AUGACAAGUUCCAACAAAUAUGAGCCCCUAUGGGCUCCUAUGGUCCAAAAUUCAAAAAUGCCCGUGAAUCUACACUAUUUGGGAAAAAAUACGAACGAUGUGUCUAUCGUUCGUAUUAUUAAUGCAAUUUGCGAAAUUCUGCCAGAUUACGUUAAAAAGGGAGAAAAAUUAAACAGCAAGUCUGUAAAGGAUAGCUGGAGUACUAAAACGAAUGGAGAGAUAAAUAAGAUGAACAAGGAUGAACUGCGCAAACAGCUUACCAAACUCAAACUGGACUCAAGGGGUGUAAAAGAAGUGUUGAAGAAGCGUUUGAAGAAUCACAAUAUGCGUUUAAAGCUCAGACAAGCUGAAGUGCAACCUUGUAGUGGCGUGGACACAUUCUAUGAAUACUUGCUGGUGAUAGACUUUGAGGCUACUUGUAUGGAGGAUAACCCAACUGAUUACAAACAUGAGAUCAUUGAGUUUCCCAUUGUCUUGAUUCAUACUGAAACACUGGAAAUAAUAGAUGAGUACCACAGCUAUGUGAGACCAGAGGUUCAUCCACAGCUGACCAGAUUCUGCUCUCAACUCACUGGCAUAUCGCAGGCCACAGUAAGUAGGGCACCUAUAUUCAAGGAUGUUCUAGAGAAUGUCAACACUUGGAUGGAAAAACAUAGACUGAACAAGAAGGAAACAAAAUUUGCAAUCAUUACCGAUGGACCAUGGGAUAUGAGUCGAUUUAUGUAUACCCAGUGUCAACUUUCACAUCUUCCUAUUCCUAAGUGGGCCCGCAAGUGGAUCAAUUUGCGUAAAUGCUAUAGCAAUUACUAUUGCGUCCAACGAAUAAAACUUGCAUCCAUGUUGGAAAAUCUUGGUAUGACGUUUGAAGGCAAACCACACAGUGGAAUUGAUGAUGCAAGAAAUAUCGCCAAAAUUGCUCUCAGGAUGUUAAAUGAUGGCUGUGAAUUACGUGUCAAUGAAAUGCUGUUUUCCAGAAAACUUCAGAAAAAUUCUGAACUUGUUCAUCAAAAUAAUGAAACAGUUAAAGACAGAGAGAGUGACUGGGAAGUGCUGAAUGUAACAAAGAAGGAUGCAGAAAUGUCUUCAGAAUCUGACAAUGAGACUGAACCAAAUUUCACACCUGUUGAUUCAGAUACUAACCAAUUCAGUAUUAUAUGCAAUAACAUUGGUGCAAUGAAGAUCAGCAAUAAGAACUCCAAGAAAGAAACAAUAAUUAAGCAACACACUAAAGCUAAGAAAGAGGUUAGAAGUAAUACUAUAGAAGACGAGGGUAUUGAUGAUUUGCUGGCUUAUUACAGGCUACAGUCAAGUUAAUGUCAAAUUAUUAAUAAUUGUUAGACAUUUCAGUAAUUAUAUUGUUACACCUACUUAGACGAAGGGCAAUUACUAGGUACUCUCAAAAUGAAAUGAUCUUGAUUUACGUCAUUAGAUAUUCAAAAUUCAUUA
Owenia fusiformis is the source of this 1446-nucleotide messenger RNA. NCBI's taxonomy places the organism in Eukaryota, Metazoa, Annelida, Polychaeta, Sabellida, Oweniidae. The record is from the annotation of a GenBank genome assembly.